Molecule: messenger RNA, 2659 nt
Organism: Ceratitis capitata (Mediterranean fruit fly)
Lineage: Eukaryota; Metazoa; Arthropoda; Insecta; Diptera; Tephritidae
Gene: TpnC41C
Product: troponin C
Exons: 4
Coding region: 362-832 (156 amino acids)
Molecular function (GO): enzyme regulator activity; calcium ion binding
Source: RefSeq, a predicted model, not a curated record
CAUUCACGCCAAACGCCGAGCGUCCAUCACACGCGCCAUUGCUCCUGUCGCAAACGUAGAAAAAAUUCGCAACCUCGGAGAUUCAUUAAGCUCACGCGAUAAUAAAUCCAUCAUUUUUGACGAAUAUUAAUUAGUUAAUUAGUGUAUAUUUUAUUCGAUUAUACAUAUAUAUUGCGAGCAGAUUUUUCAAAAUUCAUUAAUUUCCGUUUACGCGUUUGCAGUUUGUAGCUUACGUGUGUGAUUGUGUGUGUAAUUUGCAUUUUGGCUUUGCUAAUUAUUGCCUGACAAGUGCAUCUCAUUGCGUGUUUCGCUUCAUUUCGUAUUUAGCAGAAGACAAAGGAGGAAAACUAACACACACACAAUGGGCAAUUCAACAAUGGACGAACUCUCCAAAGACCAAAUCGAAUUACUACGAAAUGCCUUCAACGCAUUCGAUGCGGAAAAGAAUGGCUACAUCAACACCACCAUGGUGGGUACCAUUCUGAGUAUGUUGGGUCAUCAGCUUGACGAUGCUAUGUUAGCUGAAAUUAUCGCCGAAGUCGAUGAGGAUGGUUCGGGACAAAUUGAGUUCGAAGAAUUCACCACAUUGGCGGCGCGUUUCCUCGUUGAAGAGGAUGCGGAAGCGAUGCAAGCCGAACUAAAAGAGGCAUUCCGUUUAUACGAUAAAGAGGGUAAUGGUUAUAUCACCACCGGUGUGCUGCGUGAAAUUCUACGUGAAUUGGAUGAUAAACUGACAAAUGACGAUUUGGACAUGAUGAUUGAGGAAAUCGAUUCUGAUGGCUCAGGAACGGUUGAUUUCGAUGAAUUCAUGGAGGUCAUGACUGGCGAGUAAAUGUUGAAAACUAUGGAAACCUCAACAAAGUCUUUACCUACGGAAUAUGUGGUAUUUUUUUGAAAAACAACAACAGCAACAAUGGAACAACAUACUCCCACCAACACACACACACACACACAAACCCACACUCACUCGUCAACGAGGUCACCGUUGUAAUGGAAAAAUAUAAUUUUUGUUAUUUAUUUAUUGAAUUUUAUUAAAACUUUUUCAAAAAGCCAAUGACAAGUUUAAAAUGUAUUUAAAUCAACAAAAGAAAAGCAACCGUUAAACUUAAACUAGUUUUGUGUUAUUUUGUUCAUUAAAUAUACAACAUAUUUAUAUAUUGUUUUUGCUUAAGAAGUUAGUUAUUGUUAAAGAAAAAAAAUACAAUUAAUGUUUUCAAACCCAACCAACCAACUAUCAAACCAAUUUAUGAAAAAUACACCAUCAAUGGCUUGUGACAUUUAGAAAUACCCUGUAGUCACAUAUUUAUGUAACAAACAUGAAUAAAAGUAACACACAUACUAUAUUAUAAACAAAAACAAAAAUAUUAUGGUUUUUUCAUUUAUAAAUAUUUUACUACAAAUAUAUUCAAAAAGCAAUUAACCAAUGACUAAACAGUCAGAAUAAUGGAUUGUAAUCAAUUUAAUUAAAAAAAUUAUGCCGAGAUUAAAAAUUUUAUUAAUUUAUUGUUAAAAAAUUUAUUUAAAAAUAUAUUUAUAUAUAUAUAUAUAUACAUAUAUAUCAAAUUAACCACUACUUGCAUAUAUAUUACAAUUUAUUACAAUUGAUGAACAUUAUUUGCAUACAAUGAUUUUUAUUGAUCGAGACAAGAGAGAAUAUUCUAUUUAAUUAUUAUAAAAAUUUCACCGAACAAAGUGUGAAAUGUAAAAUAUUUCAUUGUAAACAAGUUAAUGUUGCGUUAUAUAAAUUGUUGUUACUUAGAAAAGAAAUUAUAUUUAUCAAAUCAAUUAUUUAUUAUUCAAAUGUUUGUCACAGUUUAUUACAUGAAAACUUUUUCUUAUUUAAUCUUAUUAUUGAAUCAUCAUAUACAAUAUAAGAUGUAUUGUUUAUACAAAUCCACAUAAAGGAAUUACAUACAUAUAUAUAUAUAUAUACAUAUAAAUGCAAAAUAAUACUUAAAUAAGUUUAAAACAUAUAUGUACAUCGCAAGGAUAUGCCGUUAUUGAUACAAAGGUUUCCUAUAAUAGUUUUUUAUAGCAACUUAAGUUACAUCAAUUACACGUCACUCAACGAGGAAAACAAACAACAACAACAUACUUGAGUUAGAAUCGAUUGUAGCAAAAAAAAACAACAAAGAAAUCAAAAUAAAAUAGAAGAAAAUUAAAACAAAAAAGCUUAGAUGUAAAAUAAACAACAUAACAUACAAUUAAAGUUAAAAAAGUCGUUAUAAACACAUUCAAUUACCUCGAUUAACAACAACAAAAGAACAACAAAUGUUUCUAUCUAUUAUAACAAAAAAUAAUAAUAAAGCUUAAAAAUCACUAAAUUAAAAACAUACAACACCAAUGAACCAUGAAUGUCAACAGCAACAAUAAAAGAAAAAUAACAAUUAAAUAAAUAAGUUAAAAGUAAAUAAGAAAAAAAAAAACAAUGAAAACUAAAACUAAAAUUAGUACAGCGCAAAAACCAAAGAAUUAACAAUAACAAUCAUUUAAAUUAUUUGUACAAUAUGUAUUCACUUGAUGUUUUGGGAAUUUGAAGUAAAAAAGUUUAUUUUUUAACUUUUUCAUGCGCCAAAUAAAAUGGCUGAAAACUAAAAUCUAACAAAUCAAAUAAAUAAAUGCGUUUCUAAAACAAGAUCUGGAAGAUGAAGAACAAAAA